AUGGAGUCGAGUCCUUCAUCCGGGCUGGAAGCUGCAGCUGCCGCUGCUAUUGGUGGUAUUUGUAGUCGGUCAGCCGCACCAGUAGAAGUCACGAUGGCCAACAGCUGCAGCAGCCAAGAGCGAUUAGGCGACGAAACCAUGGACUCAUCGUGCACCGGUACCUGUACCGGUGGCUCUGAGGUACACGUCAUCGUGCCCAGAACACCCGAAGAACACCAAGCCUUUCUACAAACACAACGGCAAGUUCAAACUAUAGAAGAAGAAGAAGAAAAAUGUGAAGAACACCAAGAUCUCCAGGCAGCAGUUUCUAGUAGUACUACGAGUACAGACCAUGAAAGUGCCAAGUCCAAGUCGAACCUUAUUCCGCCCAGUAAGCAGCAACCACGAGGCAAGACGCCCGCAAAGCGUGGAUUGCGAAAGAAUGGCAGCUCCGAGUCGGACUCAUCCUCGGCCGAGAUGAUGGUGGUGGUGCCACUCCCGGCCAUGCGUGGACUGAGGAAGAAUAGUUAUACAUGUACUGACAGGAGGAUCAGUGAUCACAACCAUCACCUACCGAGGGAGGAAACUGCAGAUGUGAAUGCCAAUUUGUCCUUUCUGGAGGAACUGGCAUCUGGCGUGGAGCCACUUCCCGUGGAACCUGCCGCCCCUGCGUUGCUACGAAAUAGCACACACAAUUAUCGACAGUCCCUUCCAGGUGCAUUUGCACAAAUGCCAGGUGUGGCUUUUUCACAGCAGCCUAAUACUCAUACCGGUAGUGCAGAGCACCAUGAUGAUGAUGAUCAUCAUCGGAAUAGUACCUGCAACACCACCGUGGAAACGGCCUCUGCCACCACCGAAGGAUUGGUGCAAGCACGACAAGUCACAGACGAUGAACUGGAAUCAUCCUCACAAUUACAACAAGCAAGAGCUGUCACAGCCCGGCAACUCAAGCUACAACAGAAACAUAGACAGCAGCAAUCUUCUUAUUGGCAGAACAAACCAGCAUGUGGCAUUCUCUCUGUUGUUCUGGCCGGUGUCGUCGUGGCCAUUUUGCUGGGGGUAGGUUUGGCUGCUUUUCUUGGAAACGAUAUUGUGGGAACCAUCCCCAGUCACCUGGGCUUGUUUCCCGUUUUGGCAGAUCUUCGCCUUCACAACAACCCACAUCUCUCAGGUUCAUUGCCAACAGAGCUCGGAAUGCUGACAAGAAUGAUGCAGCUGGACUUGUCCAAUCUACCGUUGCUCACCGGAACCAUCCCAUCAGAACUAGCGCUCUUGACGGCAAACUUGAGCUACCUGAAUUUCACAGGCAGCCAUGGAUUGUCAGGGCCCAUCUCCAGUGAGCUCUGUUCUUUGCUAAACAAGAACUGCAGCUACAAACCACUACCCUGGGAUCCCGGGUAUGAGCUGCCAUGUGCACUCGAGUUUGAUUGCAGACCAACAGAAGGCCUCUGUGGCUGUGACUGCCCCUGUUCCGACAAUACGCUCUAG
Molecule: messenger RNA, 1467 nt
Organism: Seminavis robusta
Lineage: Eukaryota; Bacillariophyta; Bacillariophyceae; Naviculales; Naviculaceae
Source: the annotation of a GenBank genome assembly